AUGCUGCGAGUCCCCGGGCAUCUAGCCCCUGAAAGCAGCUACUUUGACCCCGUAACCGUCGAUUUCACACGGGGGCCUGAUGAUUCCCUAACUGAGGAGGACGUCAGGCGCCACCUUGGAGACGUGGAGUCUAGCUUUUUGCCCGCCCUAUCGCCUAUUCCCACGGCAUCGACAAACAACCAAGGCGGCGUUGAUGACACGUACCAAUUUGAUUCGCCGACAAAGAAGAUAGUACCCCGACUUGGACCAACGAUACAGGAGCAGGACGAGCACGAUGUGACCACCACGGCCACCAACACCACCUCUAGCUUCGAGAACUUCGACUCAUCCCCUACCGCCGCCGCUGCCCGAAGGACCAUCUCGCGAGCUGUUAGUAUGGCUAGCCAGCCAGGAGAUAACCAAGGUGCCGACGAGAGCGAGGACCGCGAUACAGAGCACGAGAGUUCCAUAAUAUCCAGUUCAGGAGAACACGACACUCAAGGACAGUCGCUUGCUGGUAGUACCCCUGGCCAUUCUCUACGCAGCCGACGACCCAAAUACUUGCGCAGUCGCUUCGGAAGCCAACGAUCAUCGACAUCUUCUUUCGUGACAAACCCCGAGUCACACGAAGGCAGCGACAUGACUGUUGGCCUCGGUACCGACUAUGCCCUCCAGUCUGGCGGCGCUGUUCCCGCCAUGGGAAUGACACGACACACGAGCAACCCCAUCUUGAGGUCCAUCAGCAUAGGAAGCAUAGGAUCAGCCUUUGGCGCAGAAGACUACACCGACACGUCAUUACCGCAACUGGAGCCGCUCCCCGAAGUCGAUAGUCCCGAACGACCGCGACGCUCUGGUUUGCUCAGUACACCCAAGCCCUCUAAGGAAGGGUUCAACACUGCACCAACAGACACGGUUAUAGCACGACAUGUUAGGAACGUCCAGGUACCCGAGUCUCUGGCCAAGGAGUACAAGUACAAGGGUGGACUUGAGACCCCCCGGAAACCUUCCUCGGUCACCAUGGGUUCAGUCACCACGGCUCGGUCUGGGAGGAACUUGACCCUCAAAGAGCAGAGCAGCACCAUCGAGAGGCUGUCCAAGGAGAACUUUGAUCUGAAGCUCAAAGUUAUGUUCUUGAGCGAUCGUCUGGACAAGUUGUCAGAAGAGGGUAUCAAGGAGAUGAUUUCCGAGAACGUUGAGCUCAAGACUGGUCUUGCGGUGCUACAGCGCGACAACAAGGUUCUGCGAAGAAGAGUCAAGGAGUUGGAGAAGCAGAUUAAGGAUGAGGGCGAACGACCAAGCACAGCACAGAGCGGUACAUCUUCAACAGACCAAACGGCCCGAAUGGGUGACGAGGAGGCUCAGGAGCGAGAGGAGGAACUAAUCUUUUUGCGCGAGCGGGUCGAGGAGUAUGCGACCGAGAUCGAAAGACUUCGAUCUGAAAGCCUUAACAAGGAAUCAGAGAGACGAAAGUUUGCCGACAUUGUGAGAUCACUUGGCGAGAGGACAAGUGACAACUUGGGCAGACAGGAAGAAGCCGAUGUUUGGAAGGACCUUCUUGAGCAAGAGACAGCCCGGAGAGAGCAGGCCGACGAUGAGAACAGGAGGUUGCGAGACGAGGUCUUUAAGCUGAAGCAGGACAUGUCUGGCUUGACCGGCGGACAGGGUGGUCUGCACCACACGACCAACAUCUACAACAUCACCAAGAAGGCGCGAGAUGCCAACAUGGAACAGAGUCGACCUGUUUCAGGCCUGUCAGGCGAAAUCGAGGGCUCCAACGGCAACUUCAGCGCAGCUACUACACUCGUUGACGAACUGCGCCGAGAGAGUGAACAGCUGCGCCAUGAAAAUGCCGAGUUGCGACGAGAAGUUGGCGCUCAGACGUCAAUGCUGACCUCAAGGAACCGCGAGAAAGAGCGCCUCUACCAAGAGAUUGAGGACCUCAAGAUGGCUCAGCGAAGAGGUCGCCCCGCGCCCUCCACCAUUGACAGUCUACUUGAGCGAUCUGCUUCACAAGUCGGCGGUCCCGAAAGGCCACAGUCGCGUGGCAGCAUAAAGACACGGACGCAGAUAGAGGAAGAAGCAGAGCGCGAAGAGAUGGAAAACAAGAUGGCUGAACUCCGCGACAAGAUCAGCGAGGUUAAGCUGCAGAACCAGGAGCUGCAGCGCGAGCUCGAGACUUGUAUGGAGGACUUUGAAACAGCCAUCGAUGGUAAACGCCAGGCCGAGGAGGCAGCACUGUCUCUACAGGAGGAUCUCAACAAUGCCAUGAACGACUUGGUUGCCUUGCAGUCGGAGCGUGAUGAGGCUCUGCGCGAGCAAAGUGACAUGGAAAACGAAUUCGAGUCGCUCAGGAAAGAAGCACAGGAGGAGAUUGACGCUCUAGAGUCAGAGGCGGACCAGCAUGCUGAUGAGAUGCAACGGCUACAAGCAGACCUUCAGGACCGCUCAGAGAAUUUCGACGCCUUGCAGGAAGAGAUGCGAAAGAUGAGCGAGGCCCUCAUUCGACUCGAAGACGACCAGGAGAGCAAGAUGCGCCGGAUCCAACAGCUCGAGCAAGAGUUGGAUUCUUCCAACAAGGAGCUUGAGGAGCUGGAGCAGAAGCUCAUGGAAUCCAACGACAAGAACCAGCGACUGUCGGUGCAACAAGAGUCCUCUCAGGGAGAGAUUGCCUUCCUUCGAGAAGAGCAAGAGGGUGACAAGAUCCGCAUUGGAGAUCUAGAAGCGGCACUGGCCAACGCCGAACAGAGCCUGCGUGAAGAAAAGGACCGGGUUAAGGAGCUGGAGAACCGCUUGCAGCAGGAGAGACACCAACGAGAGAUUGUCGCAGACCAAGAGAAGGAGGAGGUGCAACAGUUCGUCAACGAGCUCAACAGGGAGGCGUCUGCUGCCAAGGAUGAGGCACGACGCCUGCGUAAGAACUUGACGUCGAGAGAAGUGGAAGCUACCGAGUGGAAGGAGAGGCUGAUGGAACUCGAGAAUAACUUGCGUGAGGCUCUGGGUGACCUCAACGGCACUCGUUCUUCCCUUCUCAAGUCUAUUGCCAAGCUACAACGAGAGCUUGAGAAUACGAUUCGCGACCUCGAUGCAAGCAAGGCUGCUUUGGUGGAGAAGGACCGCAUCAUCAAGAUGCGUGAUUCUCUACUCGAGUCACAUGCCCUUGAGAGCCGCAAGCUCGCCGAGCUGCUCGAAAAGGAGCGUGUUGCUCACAGAAACACCAAGUCUCAGUACGAGACGCACCAGAAGACGCACCAGCAUCUUACUCGUACCGCCAGCAGUCAGGAUAUCCGGAUUGCGGAACUCGAGACGACACGGGGACAAGAUCGCAGGCGGAUCGCGAUAUUGGAGCAGACAGCUCGCGAGCAACUUCAAGAGCGCAACGAACUGCUCCUUCUGCUCUGGCAGAAGCUCAGUAAGCUGUGCGGCAGGGAGUGGGCUAAUGGCAACGCUCUUAUCGAUCGACAAGUACUGCCAUCUCUGGAGGUGGUUGCAAACCGUCUUCCCGGCUUUUCCAAGAACUUGCUGGCUGCCGUCAAAGCUAUCGAGCUCAUGGUUGGCUCAUUCGAGUCAAGGAUCAAGUCUGUGGAGCGAGAUUUGUACCGCGAGUAUCAGACUCUGGAGAACAACCUUGGCGUCCGCACCAAGAAGCUAGAUCGACUAGAGACUAUGGUGAGGAACUCGGUCGCGUCUGGGUCAUUAAGCCACGAUGCCCGUUACUCUCGCCUAGAAGAGGCAUACCGUCAACUCAAGGUCGAAAAUACCACUCUCCGCACGGCCAACGAUGUCCGAGCCCGGGCGGCGUACUCAUCCAGAGAGCCUUCUGAUUCCUUGAUUCCAGUCAGUACCGGCGGCUCACCAUCACCAUCAAUACCUCGUGGACCGGGUGAACAGAAUAGAGAUCGAUCCAGUCGGUCCAGGUCCAAAACGCGGACAUCCACCAUGACGAGAUCAUCUGCCACAGCCCUUCCUGGUUCUUCGGCCGGUGGACUGGGUCUUAGAGACAUGGCAGCCCUCACCGACGAGGCAGGCAACAAUAAUGACAACCGAUGGCUGUUCCGACUGCGAGACAUGGAGUACAAGCUCAAGAUGGAGCGAGAAGGACGCAAUCAGGAUCGACACGCAGCGAGGCAGAGGCUGGGAGGACUGGAGCUGGAGAACCGAGACCUAAAAGAACGGAUGAAGAGGGCGCUAGGGGAGAUCGACUAA
Messenger RNA from Fusarium vanettenii 77-13-4, 4182 nucleotides. RefSeq lists its product as uncharacterized. The record is from RefSeq and is a predicted model, not a curated record. Lineage: Eukaryota; Fungi; Ascomycota; Sordariomycetes; Hypocreales; Nectriaceae. The transcript is spliced from 2 exons. Bases 1 to 4182 code for a protein of 1393 amino acids. Gene Ontology annotation, cellular component: microtubule organizing center.